Messenger RNA from Phanerochaete carnosa HHB-10118-sp, 1587 nucleotides. RefSeq lists its product as uncharacterized. Gene Ontology annotation, biological process: ketone body catabolic process. The coding region runs from base 1 to 1587 and encodes 528 amino acids. The record is from RefSeq and is a predicted model, not a curated record. NCBI's taxonomy places the organism in Eukaryota, Fungi, Basidiomycota, Agaricomycetes, Polyporales, Phanerochaetaceae. The transcript has 7 exons. Gene Ontology annotation, molecular function: succinyl-CoA:3-oxo-acid CoA-transferase activity.
AUGCUAGCACUCAAGGCAGCGUCCAAAAGCGCCCCCGCCGUGUCCCUUCGCUCAAGACACCCAUCACACCUCUCCGUCCGCUUCCUUGCCGUCGUCACCAACGCCGGAAUCCCCAAGAAGUCUAAGGUAUGGGACAACGUAGAAGAAGCCAUUAAAGAUGUCAAGUCGGACGACAUCUUGCUCUCCGGAGGCUUUGGACUCUCUGGCGUUCCAGAGACUCUCCUUGAAGCCUUGGGGAAACGGAAGGACCUCAGGAACCUUGUCGCCGUCUCGAACAACGCCGGCGCGGGCGAACGCGGUCUCGUCCACUUGAUCAAGGCGGGCCAGCUUGACCGUCUCAUGAUGUCAUAUCUUGGAGGAAACAAAUUCUUGGAGUCCGAGUACCUUGCUGGUCGCAUCGGCCUCGAGCUUGUCCCUCAGGGCACGCUUAGCCAACGAAUCAUGUCUCAUGCGUCAGGUAUUCCUGCCUUCCUAACUCCCACCGGUGCCAACACCCUUGUGGAGACUGGCGGGAUUCCCAUCCGAUACAAGGAAGGUGGCUUCUCCUCUGGCGUGAAGGUCCCAGGAAACCCCAAAGAGCACCGCAUUAUCGACGGCAAGAAGUACCUGGUCGAGCCCGGCAUCGCCGGCGAUGUUGCGUUCGUACAUGCAUGGAAAGCGGACACUGUUGGUAACCUGGUCUUCCGUUACGCGUCGAACAACUACAACGGUGCCAUGGCUCGCAAUGCAAAGUUGACUAUCGUCGAGGCUGAGGAGAUUGUUCCUGCAGGUACUUUGUCCCCCAACGCAGUCCACGUCCCCGGCAUCUAUGUCGACCGUAUCGUCAAGGCCACUGCCCCCAAGGAUAUCGAGAUUCUUGCGCUUGCUAAGGACCCCACUGAACAGUCUGCGACCCCUGACCCUGCUGCUGCUGACGCUGCCGCGACUAAAGAUUGGAGGCACCGCAUUGCUCGCCGCGCUGCCCGCGAGAUCCACGAUGGCUUUUAUGUCAACCUCGGCGUCGGAGUCCCAACUCUCGUUCCUGAGCACCUCGAUCCCUCUGUCAAGGUCUGGCUCGAAAGUGAGAACGGUAUUCUUGGCAUGGGCCCCUACCCUACGCGUGAGCAGGUUGAUCCUGAUCUUAUCAACGCUGGCAAGGAAACUUGUACUCUCCUCCCUGGAGCCUCGACUUUCGAUUCUGUAGAAUCCUUUGGCAUGAUUCGUGGCGGCCAUAUCGACGUUACAUGCCUCGGCGCAAUGCAAGUAUCCGGCGCUGGCGACAUUGCCAACUUCAUGAUCCCUGGCAAGCUCGUCAAGGGUAUCGGUGGCGCCAUGGACUUGGUCUCCAACCCCGACAAGACUAAGGUCAUUGCUCUGACCCAGCACGUGGCCAAGGAUGGCCAGUCAAAGAUUGUCAAGGAGUGCUCGCUUCCGCUUACCGGCGCUCGCGCUGUCUCUAUGAUCGUCACUGAUCUCGCUGCAUUCAACGUCGACCGCGUUGCGGGCGUGAUGACACUGAUCGACGUUGCCGAGGGUGUUACAGUCGACGAAGUGAGGGCCAAGACUGACUGUGACUUCCACGUGGCGGACAAGGUUGGCACUUUCUGA